AUGGCCGGGGUUGCGCACUUCGCCGUCCUGUCGCUCUUCUUUGGGGUUAGCGAGGGGGUCACCGGCUCGCGGGUCUACCCGGCCAACGAAGUUACCCUAUUGGAUUCCAGAUCAGUUCAGGGUGAGCUUGGGUGGAUAGCAAGCCCUUUGGAAGGAGGGUGGGAAGAAGUGAGCAUUAUGGAUGAGAAAAAUACUCCAAUCCGCACUUAUCAAGUCUGCAAUGUGAUGGAGCCAAGUCAGAGCAAUUGGUUACGAACUGAUUGGAUUCCCCGUGAAGGGGCUCAGAGGGUAUAUAUUGAAAUCAAGUUCACACUAAGAGACUGCAACAGCCUGCCAGGUGUCAUGGGGACUUGCAAAGAGACUUUUAACCUUUACUACUAUGAGUCGAGCAACGAUAAGGAGCGCUUUAUUCGGGAGAGCCAGUUUGCCAAGAUUGAUACAAUCGCUGCUGACGAGAGUUUCACACAGGUGGACAUUGGCGACCGGAUCAUGAAACUCAAUACUGAGAUACGUGAUGUGGGGCCCUUGAGCAAGAAGGGAUUUUAUCUGGCUUUCCAGGAUGUAGGGGCUUGUAUUGCCUUGGUGUCUGUCCGUGUCUUCUAUAAAAAGUGUCCAUUGACGGUCCGCAACCUGGCCCAGUUUCCGGACACCAUCACCGGGGCUGAUACGUCCUCUCUCGUGGAAGUUCGUGGCUCAUGUGUCAACAAUUCAGAAGAGAAGGAUGUGCCAAAAAUGUACUGCGGGGCAGAUGGUGAAUGGCUGGUACCCAUUGGCAAUUGCCUGUGCAAUGCUGGGUAUGAAGAGCGCAAUGGAGAAUGCCAAGCUUGCAAGAUUGGAUACUACAAGGCCCUCUCGACAGAUGUUGCCUGUGCUAAAUGCCCGCUUCAUAGCUUCUCCAUCUGGGAUGGCUCUACCUCUUGCACCUGCGACCUGAACUUUUUUCGAGCAGAAAAUGAUGCUGCCUCCAUGCCCUGCACUCGCCCUCCAUCUGCUCCCCAGAAUCUGAUUUCUAAUGUCAAUGAAACAUCGGUCAACUUGGAAUGGAGCCCCCCUCAGGACAAAGGUGGCCGUGAAGACGUUUCCUACAAUGUGGUAUGCAAGCGAUGUGGGGCCAGUGAUCUAAAUCGCUGUCGGUCGUGCGGUAGCGGUGUACACUUCAGCCCUCAGCAGAAUGGAUUGAAAACCACCAAAGUUUCCAUUACUGAUCUUUUGGCACAUACUAAUUACACCUUUGAAAUCUGGGCAGUGAAUGGAGUAUCCAGACAAGAUCCGAAUCCAGACCAGGCUGUAUCUGUCACUGUGACAACUAACCAAGCAGCUCCAUCUCAGAUUGCUUUGAUCCAAGCAAAAGAAAUAACAAGGCACAGCGUGGCACUGACCUGGCUGGAACCUGACAGGCCAAAUGGAGUCAUCUUGGAGUAUGAAGUAAAAUAUUACGAAAAGGAUCAAAAUGAGCGUAGCUAUCGCAUUGUGAAAACGGCAGCCCGAAACACUGAUAUCAAAGGCUUGAACCCUUUGACUUCCUAUGUCUUCCAUGUGAGAGCAAGGACAGCUGCUGGAUAUGGAGAUUUCAGUGGGCCAUUUGAGUUCACAACCAACACAGUUCCGUCUCCCAUCAUUGGUGAAGGUACAAACCCCACCGUCCUUCUGGUCUCUGUGGCUGGCAGUGUUGUCCUUGUGGUCAUUCUCAUUGCCGCCUUUGUCAUCAGCAGGAGACGCAGCAAAUACAGUAAGGCCAAGCAAGAAGCAGAUGAGGAGAAACAUUUGAACCAAGGUGUUAGAACAUAUGUGGACCCUUUUACAUAUGAAGACCCUAACCAAGCAGUGCGGGAAUUUGCCAAAGAAAUUGAUGCUUCCUGCAUAAAGAUUGAAAAAGUCAUUGGUGUCGGUGAAUUUGGCGAGGUCUGCAGUGGUCGCCUCAAGGUGCCAGGCAAGAGGGAGAUCUGUGUUGCUAUCAAGACUCUGAAAGCAGGAUACACAGACAAACAAAGAAGGGACUUCUUGAGUGAAGCCAGCAUCAUGGGACAGUUUGACCAUCCCAACAUCAUCCACUUGGAAGGGGUGGUUACUAAAUGCAAACCAGUCAUGAUUAUAACUGAAUACAUGGAGAAUGGUUCUUUGGAUGCUUUUCUCAGGAAGAAUGAUGGCAGAUUUACUGUAAUCCAGUUAGUAGGGAUGCUUCGGGGUAUUGGCUCUGGAAUGAAGUAUUUGUCCGACAUGAGCUACGUGCAUCGAGAUCUGGCUGCUCGAAACAUACUCGUCAACAGCAAUUUGGUGUGCAAAGUUUCGGACUUUGGCAUGUCCCGAGUGCUGGAAGAUGACCCUGAAGCUGCCUAUACUACUAGGGGUGGGAAGAUUCCCAUCAGGUGGACUGCACCAGAAGCAAUUGCCUAUCGUAAAUUUACAUCAGCCAGUGAUGUCUGGAGUUACGGAAUUGUCAUGUGGGAAGUGAUGUCCUAUGGAGAGAGACCUUAUUGGGAUAUGUCCAACCAAGAUGUUAUCAAAGCCAUUGAAGAAGGCUAUCGGCUACCGCCCCCAAUGGACUGCCCCAUCGCUCUCCAUCAGCUGAUGCUGGACUGCUGGCAGAAGGAACGCAGCGACAGGCCUAAAUUUGGACAGAUUGUCAACAUGCUAGACAAACUCAUCCGCAACCCCAACAGCUUGAAGAGGACAGGCUCGGAGAGCUCCAGGCCUAAUACUGCUUUGCUAGAUCCAAGUUCUCCUGAAUUCUCAGCCGUAGUUUCUGUCGGUGAUUGGCUCCAGGCUAUUAAGAUGGAGCGAUACAAGGAUAACUUCACAGCUGCCAGCUACACUACGCUAGAGGCUGUGGUCCAUAUGAACCAGGAUGACCUGGCGAGAAUUGGAAUUACUGCCAUUGCACACCAGAAUAAGAUUCUGAGCAGCGUCCAGGCAAUGAGGACCCAAAUGCAACAAAUGCACGGCAGAAUGGUUCCUGUUUGAGCCAGUACUGAACAAACUCAAACUCUUGAAAUUAGUUUACCUCAUUCAUGCACUUUAAUUGAAGAACUGCACUUUUUUUUACUUCUUCUCCUCUCCGUUUGAAAUAAUAAUAAUAAAAAAAGAUUUGCAGCAUUGAUUGAUAUAUAAAGAUUGCUGAGAGCGUUGCGGGGAGGGACCUGCAGAAAUGACAACCGGUCAUUUGAAAACAGGCCUGGAACAAAUUGUUUCUUGGAGUAUACUUCUAUGUGGAUCAACACUAUAUAAUAUACAUGUGUCUAUAUAACAUCACAUACAAGUUCUGAUGCUGUGUUUGCUGCCAGAUACUGUGUGUGAACGAAGGAAAGUACUAUUGUUCCCUCAACAGCCAUUGGGAUUACAAUCGUUGUGUUUGGUUUGUGGAUAAACCACAGUUGUUCAUCUUUUACUGGAAUGAAGAAUCUUCUGUACCAGAAAAUGUUGGCAUAUUCUGGGCAUCAGUGGUACUUUGCAGAUACUUCAAAGGCAGACACCCUUUUGCUGAUUAGUGCCUGUCACACAAAGAUGUGCCCACCUGCAAGCUGAGACAGAGAGCAACCUUUGUGAAUUACCAGAUUUGGGGAGGUUGUGGUAUUGGCUCUUGUGAUGCCACAUGGAGUAUUAUCUCUGUCUUCAUUUUUGAAAACACCUGUCAGCCAUUCUUGACUAUGGAUCUUCCAGACGUGCGUCCUUUUGCCCUUGUAAGAGGCAUUU
Euleptes europaea (tarantolino) is the source of this 3690-nucleotide messenger RNA. RefSeq names its product EPH receptor A4 (gene EPHA4). Bases 1 to 2961 code for a protein of 986 amino acids. Gene Ontology annotation, biological process: protein phosphorylation; axon guidance; cell surface receptor protein tyrosine kinase signaling pathway. The transcript has 17 exons. Gene Ontology annotation, cellular component: plasma membrane; neuron projection. Gene Ontology annotation, molecular function: ATP binding; transmembrane-ephrin receptor activity; protein binding. NCBI's taxonomy places the organism in Eukaryota, Metazoa, Chordata, Lepidosauria, Squamata, Sphaerodactylidae. The record is from RefSeq and is a predicted model, not a curated record.